Sphaeramia orbicularis (orbiculate cardinalfish) is the source of this 8259-nucleotide messenger RNA. RefSeq names its product rho/rac guanine nucleotide exchange factor (GEF) 18b (gene arhgef18b). The record is from RefSeq and is a predicted model, not a curated record. Gene Ontology annotation, biological process: small GTPase-mediated signal transduction. Gene Ontology annotation, molecular function: guanyl-nucleotide exchange factor activity. Lineage: Eukaryota; Metazoa; Chordata; Actinopteri; Kurtiformes; Apogonidae.
UCUCUCCUCUCAUAUUAUGGCGGACUCUCCUCUUAACAACUCCUGGCCGUCUUUCUCCAAACUCUGGAUGAAGAGGUGGUCCUUCAAAAGAGCCUCAGAGUGCAAGGCAUGCAGUCGACCCUGUGAGCCUACCAGCACCCAGCUUAGGGUCCAGCCUUGUGCCCACGGUGGGACAGGAUCAUCCUCCUCACUAUCGCCUGCAUCUAUUGCUGAGGAUGUCUUCUUUGGUCCCACUGAUGAAGACCAGCAGGAUGCGUGUUCAGUAGUCAGUGACUAUGACUGUCUUGCUGUGGAGGACAGCAGCAGUGUGGAGGACCUGCUGGGCCUCAGCUCCUCUCUCAGAGACUCAGAGUUCUUCAAAGACCUGGAAGGAGGGAUAGUGACUUUACAGAGUGCUGCAUCCACAGUAGCUGCAAUCCCAGACCACAAAACUGUCAAUACAUCUGCUAACCAUCACACGUCUCUGAUCACAGAAUGUCCUGUCAGUGACUGGUCUGCACAUCCCUCUCUGACCACUCACUCCCAUACAGUAAAGGCACUGUCAUCCAGCUCCUGGAAGCAGCCUACAGAGGAUCCUGGUCAGAGCUUUGUGGUCACUCAGCUCAGUCCCAAGUCACUUCCAGGGUGUAUUAUUGACAGCAGAGACUCCCCUGGCCCUGCAGUAGGAGUGAACUUGACAAUCGAUCUGAAUGGAUUGUUAGGAUCCAUGGAAUCAGCUAAAACAACGGCUGGAUCAGAAAUAAGAAAGGAGCAAAUCAAUAUGGACUUAGAUGGAGAGCCAGACCUGGACAGCUUUCCUAUUCUGGUCAGAUCGAUGUCGACUUCUCGAAGACACAGCUGGGGUGUUCCUAUGUCCCCCAUUAAUCUGGGGAGGAGACUAAGUCUGGAUACCAACGCAAUGGACAGUGAUGGGGACGGAGAUGAAGACGAAGACAGAGACAACAGUCUCUUUCAGUCAACUGAGCUGCAAACUGUCAACUGCACAGCAUGUCCCGACAGCGUCCAGGGGGACGAGCCAGAUGGUCACAAACACAUGGUCCCCUGUUCAAGAGCCAGAGUCACAAGCAUGGCUCCUGGUGCAGCUGGCAGACAUCUGUUCUCCCGCUCAGACAUCCUCGCCACAGACCAACAGUCUCAUGUUGCACAUGUUUCUCAUGUUGUACAGACAUCCAAACAGGCUGCGAGGGCAGCAGGAGGUGGGGAGGAGCUUGACCCUGAGGAGAACUUGCAUUCCACUGAAGGGCAGUGCCACAUAGUAAAGCAGAGGAACAACAAAGCUGAUGCCAAAGAUUCAGGAAAUGUCACGUGGUAUGAGUUCCUCUCUAAUGAGAAUGAGGAGGAGGAAGAUCGUAGUGAAAAGGUGGAAAAAGGCACCAAGGUGAAGAGAAGGCUCAGCUCUCUGAGGAACAGGAUGACUGGCUCCUUCACCAAAGAUAAGGGUAAGAACCGAGACAAGAGCAGCAGAAAAGAAGGGAAGGAGAGGGAGGCCAAAGAGAAAGAGAAAGUGUGCAGGAGGAACAGCAGCAGCAGCAGUAGUAACAGUCAUGGGCAUCAUUUGGUGCCAGGCACUUUCUCCAGCUGUGCCACCUGCUCACUGUGCAGCAAGACUCUGCAGAAAAAGCAUGGCCUGCAAUGCAUGAAUUGUGCUGUGAACGUCCACAAGAGCUGCAAGACUCUGCUGGGUGAGUGCACCAGCAGCAAGAAUAAGAGAGAAUCUUUGCAGAGGCCUGGCUGUUCGGGAUCCCCUAACCUUGCACUUAAAGACCAGGACAGAGAGCGUGACCCAACCUUGUCACAGGCCCUGGAUGGCCCCCCAGGUUUUCCCAGUGCCCCAGGCAUGACCAUUUUUCCCCGGGGACCCAACACUCAACUAGCUGCCCAUAGCAAUAGCUCCAGUACUGCCCCUGCAGCCAGCGCCUCCGGUCUCGGCUACAGCCUCCGCCACCACAACAGCUUGGGAUCCCUCCCUGGGGAGAUGGAUGAGACAGAUGCUCUGCGCUUCAAACGCUGCAAUGAAGAUGCCAUUUCUUUUGUUCCCUCUACCGCCGAGACUACCAUCAUAGAAGAUGCUCAUUAUGCAGUAGUGCGGGCUGAUCUUGACUCAGAUGCCCAGGACCUGGAGGCUGAGUCUUGGAGUUUGGCAGUUGACCAAUCCUAUGUUAAAAAGCACUCCAAAGAAGUGGUGAAGAGGCAGGAUGUGAUUUACGAGCUGAUGCAGACAGAGAUGCACCAUGUGCGGACGCUGAAGAUAAUGCUGCACGUUUAUGUCCGAGAGCUGAAGGAGAAUCUCCAGAUGGAUGCGGGCAGACUUGAUUGUUUGUUCCCUCGCUUGGAAAACCUCCUGGAACUUCACACACAAUUCCUUUCCCGUCUUAAAGAGCGACGACAAGAAAACAUCUCAUCCAGUGACAGGAACUACAUUAUCAACAAAGUAGCUGAUAUUCUGAUUGCACAGUUCUCAGGUGAAAUAGGAGAGAAGAUGAAGGAUAGCUAUGGAGAUUUCUGCAGUCACCACAAUGAAGCUGUCAGCUACUACAAAGAACAGUUGCAAAACAACAAAAGAUUUCACAACACCAUACGAAAAAUCAACAACCUGCCCAUUGUGCGGAGGUUAGGGGUGCCUGAGUGUAUUCUACUGGUGACACAGCGAAUUACAAAGUACCCGGUACUAGUGGAGCGGAUUCUGCACAACACCCAAGCCAGUACAGAGGAGCAUGAGGAGCUGACCAAGGCAUUGAGUCUUAUUAAAGGCACCAUUGGUCAGGUGGACACACUGGUUAAUCUCCAUGAGAAAACCUCCCGUCUCAGAGACAUACACAACAAGAUGGAGCCAAAGGCACAGGGGAAAAUCAAAGAUGGCAGAGUGUUUCGCAGAGAGGACCUUGCUCAGGGCCGAAGGCGGCUGCUACGUGAGGGCACAGUCAACUGGAAAGCUGCAUCUGGCAGGCUCAAAGAUAUCCUUGCAGUUCUCCUGUCUGAUGUCUUGCUCUUACUACAAGAAAAGGACCAGCGAUAUGUUUUUGCUACUGUGGAUAACAAGCCAUCAGUGAUCUCCCUCCAGAAGCUGAUUGUCAGGGAGGUGGCUCAUGAAGAGAAAGCAAUGUUUUUAAUCUGUGCUUCCUCCAACGAGCCAGAGAUGUAUGAGAUCCACACCACCUCCAAGGAGGAACGAAACACUUGGAUGACACACAUCCGACAAGCUGUUGAAAGCUGUCCACAUACAGAAGAGAGGCUAUUUAGUGAGGAGGAAGAAGCACGAGCUUCCAGGUUCAAAGAAUUUCAAGAACGAUUGAGUCAGAAGGAUGCUGUGAUUGUGCAGGCCCUCACUGAGAAGCUGCAGCUGUUCGCAGACAUGACAGAGUCUGUAGCAGGUCUGGAAGACACAGCUUCACGAUCCAGACUUCUGCUCCGGGGUGAUGCCUCAGACCUCCAGCAGGGGGAGGCUCUCCUCAAAGGAGCUAUCACUGAGGUGGAGAACCUCCAGAAUCUUCUGCAGUCUGGAGUGAGGGAUGAGGCUCCACGGCUGGAGGAAGGCAGUGGCUCUGGAGUCCUGCCCAGACGAGCGGGCACCUUUGGGGGCUAUGACAGAAGCCCCGCCAUCCUCAAGAAGAACGGCAGUAUGAAGAAGAGUUUUUCUGGUGAAACUAGAAACAGAGACAGGAGCCAGAGAGCCAGUUCUGACCCUCAACUUAAGGACCUUUGUGGCAGCAACACCCUUGAGCAAACGGUGGAUGAGAGCUGCUGCUUGCCUCCCAGAUGGAACCGCAUCUGGUCCAACUCCUUCCCCGAGGCUGAGUUCUUUGACAGAGUGCUGAUGCUCUCACAGAGGCUUUACAGUCUGCAGGCCAUCAUUUCACAGCAGGACAGUCACAUUGAGCUGCAGCGAGUGUUUCUGACAGAACGGGCCACUCUACCUGGCCGCCAUCGAGGGAAUGGGCUCCUGGAGCAGGAGAAGCAGCGAACCCUGGCGCUGCAGAGAGAGGAACUGGCCAGUUUUCAGAAGCUCCAGUCCCAGCACCGGCAGGAACAGCAACGCUGGGAGAAGGAGAAGGAGAGGCACCGGCAGCAGGUGGAGGCCAUUGAGGCCCAGCUCAGGCACCGGGAGGAGGAAUGCACACAGCUGGAGGAGCGUCUGGCAGAAGAAAGGGAGGAACUGGAGCGGCAGAGGGAGACAUAUCAGGAGGACCUGGAGAGGCUACGAGAGUCCACCAGAGCUGUGGAGAAGGAGAAAGAACGGCUGGAACACCAGAAGAAGAUCAAAAGGAAAACUAUUGAAGUGGUUCCUCUGUCUGGAAGUCUGAAUGGGGACCUCCUCCUGUCCUCCAGCCUCACCAGCCCCCCUGGUGUCUCCGAUCUGCCCCAGAAGCCCCUGGUACGCACUAGCCUGUCCAUGGCACCGGCUGACUACCCAGAGCGUCCCGAGGUGAUGCUGAGGCGGGAGGCGGGCUCCUCCACCCUUCCCCUGAAGACGGAAGUGCCGCUGCAUCUGUUCAGCACCACCAACCAGCAGCACAAAGCGGUCGGGGUGCAGCAGCAGAUCCCCACCAAGCUGGCUGCCCUCAGCAGCAUCAAAGGGAAAGGAGGCAAGAGCGGAAAAGCAUCGCAGCGCUGCGACAGCACCGCCUCGGCGGAUAUGAAACAAAUGCUGCCACUGAAGCUGUCUGCUCGGGAUGACCACAUCCUGAAGGCCAAGCACUCCAUCAGCCCCCACCAGCAGCUGUCCCUGUCGGCCCCCCCUCAGCCACAUUCCCUUCAUCAGUACACAGAUGAGUUCAGUCAUCUCGAGAACAGUGGACCAGACACCCAGAAUACCUCAACCCACCUCCCCAGCAUCCAGAAGCCCCCUAUGCCUCCUACUCAAACCCACCUUCUGGCCUCCAAGCAGCCUCCCAUUCUCUCCCCUCCUGGCCUGAGUAGUAGCAGCCAGCAGGGCCUGGGUACCAACAGCCAGCAGGGCCUGGAUACCAACAGCCAAGCCCAUGUGCAGAUAAACAUUCAUGGGCUCAGCCACAGUCACAGCAUCCCCCCACCCUACAAACUCAUCACUGAAGACCUCACCAAGGAGGACGUCAUCUUCUUCUAAAGCCCAGUGUCCUGCUGCCAUGGUGUACUCAGACUGUAAAAGGAGAAAAAAAACUGGCAUUACCAUGAUGGUUUUGAAUGUUAGGAAGAAGCAGCACAGCCCAUUUGAGUCACUGUGGUCACAUGGUGUUUUAUUCCAGAAACAAUUCAUUUCUUUAAAGAUGAGCAAUGAGCACCCAACACUCUUCUCCCAUGUUUGGUUUUAAACAGCCACAAUUUCUUAUUUAAUUUUUAGUUUAUUGUAAUGUAUUACAAGAAAAGCCUUGCGGUGGAAUAAAGGCAUCUUCUAACUGCUGUGAAAGGUUCAAGUCCUACCAGUCCAAAGACAGUCACCAUGAGAGUUUCUGCUAGACCUGGAUCAGUAAAGAUGAACUUCACACAAGUCUUAAUACACAAGCUGGCCUGAUGUGUGUGUUGCGUGCACGCACGCACACACACACACACUCACUCACUCCAUUCCAGAUGAAUGAAUGAUCCCUUUGUGGACUAAAUCCAUGUUCCCUGGUUGUACCAUUGUGAGAGUUGUGAAAGCUUGUUUCAUUUCAUUGCUGUUUUUCCUAAUCGUACCUAUCCUGAAGGCAAAAAAACCCCCCAUCUGUUAUGAAACAUGAUUUCAGUUCAGACAGACAUAGAUUUUAUUUUCCCUGGCUAUUGCAUCAUGAAGCUGAAUCAGUUAAGUCAAGUUAAGUUUUUGCAGAGUGAAACAAACUCGCAGAAUCUCGUCAACUUAAGCUCAGUUUUUGUAGCCAUAGCUUUCACAUUUCUGUCUCUGCACCUUUGGCUGUGCAUUUCUUUUGAGCAGAUACCCAGAAUACCUCGGUACUGUUAAAUAACCUACAUAUCUUUAUGUUGUCCAUAUGAUCCAUAAUAAAUUUGUCAGCCAUCGCCCACACCAUACAGCUACUGUUGUUAGCUUAAAGGUCAAACAUUGAACUGCUUUGAUUUUCUGAACAUUGACUUACUUGUCAAUUGCGAUUUAAGCUAAAUUCAUCUGGAAGUAUGAGCUCUGAGUCCCAGUAGAAUAAAGUUAUAGAGUUAUACUCCAGUGUUGAACAUACCAAAUCUGUAAUAUCAAGUACACAACUCCCACUAUCAUGAAAGCAUUUUCCAUGCCUGGAAAACUCAUGGAAUUCAAAUUGAUUAAAGUUUUGGAAAAGUCAUUGACUUUUUAGAGUUGCAAACUCGUCAUCCUUUGAAAAUUAGCUGUUAUGAGAUCAAAAUGGGUGAUGACAAGAUAAACUGUACUGGAGUGGUAACUCUGGGCUGUUAUACAGGGUGUCCCAAAAAAUUUGACAUCAUUGACUACAUGGUCAAAAAAAAAUUGGGACAUCCUGUAUAUAAACAAUUUCAGUUAGGAGACCUGCUUCUUGGAAAGGUUUUUAGAAAAUUAAAGUAUGUUUAUCUUCUCCUAAACUCAUCAUAUUACUAGUUUUACUUUUGAAUAAUUUUUCGUCUCAGGUUCACAUAAAAAUGAUUAAAAUCAUGAACUGUCCACAAGACAAAAAAAUGUUUUGUGCACAUUUGACCCAGCCAUAUUUUAAGAGAAACAAUGACAUAAGUAGAAUAUGAGAUGAACUACAAAUAAUUACCAAAUCUGAAAUAAAUGUCACAACUAUGUCUUUUGGAAUAUUAAAAUGACAUGAAUUCUACUGUAGGUUUCCCUCAUCUGGUCUGUCAGUAGAGGAGGCUUUUUAACCCCUGACAAGUUUGAAUGUUCAAAGUGGAGUCAAUCUCAGGGUCUGUCAAAGCUCAUCUACAGGGAUGACAUUUGUUUCAAUGGUGCAUUUUUCCUUGAUUUUGGACCUGUAUUUUUUUACAAUCCUUAGAAAAUGGCUGAUUGCCUAUUUGAAGUAUUUUAAGUGAAAUCUAAAGAACCAACAGUUUAAGACUAAAAAGGCUUCUAUUUAUGACCAUCAGCCUAAUUGUCUCAUAUUCGUCUCUAAAGUCACAAACAGAAAAUGGAAGCAGUUGACAAUGUUCACUACACCCAUUUCUGUCUACUUGUUUUUUUUUUGAGGCAUGAAAAGACAGUGUGAUUUACAUGUUUUUGAAACAUUGCCUCACUACAGCUUACUUUGCUGAGUUGAUGGGUGUAUCUCUGAGAUCCAUGUACAUGAUAUAUUUUAACCAAGGCCUAAAGGUCUCUUUGACAGUGUGUUUUAUUUUUUGACAAUGACGGUUCAUUAUCUCAUUCUUUGCCUUCUCAGUUUUUGCUCUCAACAAAAAAAUGAUACAAAGGCCAGUGUGGCUACAGAAAAACAACUAUCAGCUGUUGAAGAAAAAUAGAUGUCAUUCCCACUUUUCUAUCUGUACCAUGGAAUUGCUGUAUGAAUCUUUACAAUCAUGAAGUAUGAAAAAAAAAAUGUUGCUAGUUUUUGUUUGUGUGAGCUUAUGUCUUAUGUGUAAAUCAUUAUGUGGCGCUUCAGCAGUUUUUCAGUGUCUCUGUGUAGAUUAUGUAUAUUUUUGUAUAUACUGGACUGUUAGUGAUCUCUGCACUCUAUGCUUAUAUUAGGGUACAAAAAAGAUAUGACCCAUUGAAAUGCAUGUCUGCCAAAAUUCUGUUUGUACAUGUCAUGUAUAUACACAUAGAAUAAGGCUGUAUAUGAUGAAACCAGUCAGUCUGCACUGUUAGAAAAAGGAAGCUCAUUUAGAAGGAAAAGAAGAUGCUGUGUGUAUUUAAUCUCCUGAAAUGUUUCAGUAUCAUAGUGUUGAAGCCGAGGUGCACAACCCCACCAUCUGUCCGCCACAUCUGCAUUUUAUGAGUGACUGGGCUUAAGUAGCGAUCGUAAAAUCUAUAUCAUCAACUUGGUUCAGUCCAACCAAAGAGACACUCAGCUGGCUGAUGAAGCUGAUGAAGGAUAAAUGACGCCGUGGUGGCUGCACAGUGUCCACAGUAUCAUAAAAAACAUCCUCCAGGGGGAGUCCACAACCAGAGUGUUUACAGCAUGCUGGUCCAUGUCUUCAGUUUGAGUUUAGCCAUUUUCAUUUGAGGCCUGAUGCCAGAGUCACUUUCAUCUCAGACACCAAUGAACUACAUCCAAUGAAUCAUCCUGAAAUUAUCCAAACAAAUGAAUCGAUUGUUGAAUUUCCACUGUUGGAUCAUUGGUAUGCAUGUGAACACACUCAUUUAAUGUAAACCCCUUAAAAAUGUAUUAAAUCGUCAAAACUCAAGGCCCA